CGUUGCCUCGCGGGAAAGGUAGUUUCUGGUGCUCGCUGGCGCAGCACGGCAUGCUGGGAGAUGUAGUCGGCCGCCGCGGCCUUCUCCCGGCCGUCGGCAGGUGGCUGCCAUCUUGAUUUCGUCGUUUCUGUGGCGGCACCGGCGGGUUUCGCCUCCGUGGCCCCGAUGAGGUAUUAAGUCUUAAAAGACUUGUUUUCAAGAAGUACUGUGGACGACAUGAAAAAAGUUGGUAACAGCUCUUGCAAUGAUGGUGUUCUACUUAGAAUGGGUCUCAAUGAUAACAAAGCUGGAAUGCAAGGUUUGGAUAAAGAGAAAAUCAACAAAAUCAUCAUGGAAGCUACCAAGGGUUCUAGAUUUUAUGAAAAUGAACUUAAAAAAGAUCAACAAGUGAACCAGCGAAUUGAAAAAAUGAUGCAGCUAAAAGAGAAAAUUACAACACAACAGCUCUUGAAUGCACAGCUGCAGGUGGACAAACUUGUGAUAGAACUGGAACAGAGCCGUAACCUUAGCAGUACAAUUGUACACAUUGACAUGGAUGCCUUCUACGCAGCUGUGGAAAUGAGAGACAAUCCAGAGCUGAAGGAAAAGCCUAUAGCAGUGGGAUCGAUGAGUAUGUUGUCUACCUCAAAUUACCAUGCUAGGAGAUUUGGUGUACGUGCAGCCAUGCCUGGAUUUAUUGCUAAAAAGCUAUGUCCACAUCUAACUAUAGUACCAUUAAACUUUGAAAAAUACGGCAAAGUGAGUAAAGAGGUUAGAGAAAUACUGACCGAAUAUGAUCCCAAUUUUAUGCCUAUGGGCCUAGAUGAAGCCUAUCUGAACAUAACAGAGCACUUGGAGGAAAGACUGAACUGGCCUGAAGAUAAGAGAAGAUUCUUUUUUAACACAGAAGGGACUACAGAAAAAGAUAAUAUAAAUAUGUCUGCCAAAUUUAACGAAGGUGGAUACUCUUCUUCACCGGUACUGUUUGAAGACAACACACCUCUGAUGGAUGACCACCCUGGACAAAGAGAUCAAUCAGUGGCAAAUUCGGUUGUCUUUGGAACUUCUGCAGAGGAAGUUGUGAAGGAAAUUCGCUUUAGAAUUGAGCAGAAAACUCAACUGACUGCUAGUGCAGGAAUAGCACCUAAUACAAUGUUAGCAAAAAUGUGCAGCGACCGUAAUAAACCUAAUGGGCAAUGCAGAAUUGCUCCUGAGAGACAAGCAGUGCUAGACUUCCUAAAAGAUUUGCCUAUUAGAAAGGUGCCAGGUAUAGGAAAAGUGACGGAGAAGAUGUUAAAAGCCCUUGGAAUUGUGACUUGCUCAGAACUCUACCAGCAGAGGGCACUGCUUUCUCUUCUUUUUUCAGAAGCAUCUUGGCGUAAUUUCUUGGAUAUUUCCCUUGGUUUGGGUUCAACACAUUUGGAAAAGGAUGGAGAAAGAAAAAGUAUGAGCACUGAAAGAACAUUUAGUGAAAUAAACACAGCAGAAGACCAGUACAGCUUGUGUCGAGAACUCUGCAGAGACCUUGCCCAAGAGCUACAGAAGGAGGGACUUAAGGGUAAAACUGUUACCUUGAAGCUAAAGAAUGUGAACUUUGAAGUGAAAACAAGAGCUUCAACUGUGCUGUCUUCUGUUUCUACUGAGGAGGAAAUAUUUGCUGUUGCUAAAGACUUGUUAGGAACAGAAAUUGAUAGUGUUGCUCCUCACCCUUUACGGAUAAGACUUAUGGGUGUACGAGUAUCAGGAUUUCUAAGUGAAGAAGAGAAGAAGUACCAACAAAAAAGCAUUACAAGUUUCUUAAAAUCAGGAAAAGAAAUUAGUUUUCUUAGGCUUCAUGCAGAGAAGUCCAACCCAGAAUGUUUCACAAAAAAUUCAGAAGCAUCUCCCAGAGGGAGUUUCUUUGAUAAAAAGCGAGCUGCAAGGCAACUAAACAGUGAGAAUCCUCCAAAUGAAACUGUAGGUAAGCAGCUCUUUCAUGAGAAGAAAUCAUCAGCACAUUUUGUUGAAGAAACAAAGAAAGUCACAGACUUACAGAAUUCUAAUGUGUGUAAGAUCUUCACCUGCCCCGUUUGCUUUGAGGAGCAAAGCAGCAAUAAUUUGGAAGAGCUUAAUAGGCAUAUUGAUGAGUGCCUCAGUGGGAGUCUUGUUAAAGAUAACAUGGAAAUACCCAAGAAUGACAAUUCGAGAGAAAGUACACUUAACUUUCUUCCACAAAUUAAAAGUGAAAAUGUUGAUGAAUGUCAAAAUAAAGUGGAUCAAUUAGCAGGAACAGACCAGUCUGCAAGUACAUCUGACAGCUGUACUAGCAGUAGCACAGAAAAAUUCACUCAGAUAACAUCUGAUAAACCUCACAGAGAAAGACAGCCUAGCAAUCUCAGUGACAUAGCUAGAAACGUGUGUAUGAAACAGUGUCUCUUACCCAAAAGAAUUUCAGAAGACAGUGAAGACCAUUUUGAAAAGACUGAACAUACAGAAGAAACUAGUUCCUCCUGUUUCUUUGAAGCCAAAGGAGACAGUGUUCUUGUUUGUCCAGUUUGUAAUUCAGAACAGAAAACCAACAGUCUUGUGUCAUUUAACAGACACGUGGAUGUCUGCUUAAAUAAAGGCCUUAUCCAGGAGCUGACAGAAAAAAAAGAUUUUCCUACUAAGACUUAUAAUAUGGAAAACUCAAAUAGAGUUGGAGGUUUAAGCAGAGGACAGCAAUGCACAAAUCCAUCACAAGGAACAAAAAGGUCUGGACUAACAACUUCACAGUCAGUAUCAAAAAAAGCCAAGUCGAGCAAUUCCAAGCAUACAAUUGAUAUGUUUUUUAAAUGACUGUGUAGCAACAUAUUCUAUAUGAAGUAUUUCAUAGUGUUUAAUUUAGCAAAUUAAACAUUAAUUUAUUUACCAACAAUGCAAAUUAAUUUAGCAUUAUUGGUAGGCUGGAUUCAGGUGCCUGUCACUUUGGAGCCAUUGUAUAUCCGUGCAAAAAGAACAUGAUGUUUGAGGUAGAAGAGGAGGUACAACUGAGGUAAUUUUUUUUUUUCUUUGAGAAUAAUACUUUUUUUUCCAGUUGUUUCAAGAAUCAAAAUUCACUAGCGCUUUGACUUUGUUUAUAUUGAACAUGUGGAACUUUGUUAGAGUCACGAGCAGCCUCAUGAAUUCUCUCUGCUGUUCAACAAACAGAACAGGGAGAUUAGAGCUGCCAUUGAACAAGCCUGUAGGGCAAGCUCCCUAGAAAGCAGGAAUCGUUAGCUAGGGUACCGUGAUGUGCUUUCUGUACUUCCCACACCUGACCUGCCAUCUCCUCUGUUGGUUGUAUCGGCCAUGGUAGCCAUAGUAGCUCAGGCUGACACUUCCUUGGACAAUUCAACACCAAAUUUAAUUGUUGUAUUAGCUGUGUGAUAACAAAGAAGAGCUGAAUUGCUUGAUUUCAGCUGAUGAACGUCUGUCUUCUCAUCGGACACAAAAAUUGAUUGGUGUCGCAAUUUCAAAGGAAAAGAGCAAGAAUUUCGAGCACAGUCAAGCUUUCAUUGUUGUCACUGAAAAUUAACUCACUAACAGUUGAUGGACCAGCCCUGAAGGACUCAUUGUGAUGAGAUACAGGAUGACUUCACUGGUUUAAAAAAUAUUAGUAAACCUGUUGAUGAGAGAAGGAUUCCUCCAGGUUAGUCAGACAAAUGCUGUUCGAUCAUUGGCCUUUCCAAAGAGACUGAGAACUUCAAUUCUAUUCACAGUUGUGAAAUUGUUACUGAUCAGUAGCACUAAAUUUAUUCUGAAUAGAAGGUGUCAUGGUGCAAUAAUAAUAUGAAUCAUGUGCAAAUAUGCAAGAUGCUGAACCUUCUUAUUGUUUACCUAUCUUUCUCUUCAAAAGUGUUUUGUGUUUCUGAAUAAAUGAUAUUUUAUGAGUGCAUAUGUGGAAGGAGGAAGUUGUAAAGUGCAAAUAUUUAAAAUAUCCUGUUUAGAUUUUUUUUCUUCACACCAAAGUGCUUAAAUGUAGACAUUUUAUUACAAUUAAAUAUUUAUCAGGCAAAUAAUUUAUGAUGACAGCAUAUUUCUUUUAAGUUAUACAAACAAUGUCAAAUCCUGUAUGAAAUAUAAACUGCUUUUUAAUUGCAAAAUCUUUAAAAUAAGUGGCUACUGUAGAAGCAUUUGUUUUGUUGCUUAACUGUAUUGGAAGUACUUGGGGGUUUGCUUGGUUUUUAAACAAACAAAUGUGUACCUGAUAUGUUUUAGAUUCCCAGGCUAAGUCCAGAAUGUGCUUUGUUGUUUCCAAACAUGCUGGAAUGAUUUCACCAUCUCUACCUGCUCUUAUGGUUGUUUGCCAGAUGCCACUGUACCCACAGCUGUCAUUUGAAUUCAUGUCAGUGCUCUGUUAUCUGCUUUGGACCAAAUCAGCUGGACUAGUUCAGACUGUGUAAGCUGACUCAGUUAAAUUUUUCUAAACCAGGUCAGUGAGCAUUCAGCAUGAGCUAUUCUGUUGACAGAGGUGGGAACUGGAAACUUUUGGUAGGAAAGGCAUGAAAGCAACCAAAGGGAACAAUGACUUAAGCUACCACUGCUGUUUAGAAAGUGAACACCUGUCCCUUUAUGAGUUUGUAUCUGUCUGAUUCAAUGAAGUGUAGAAUCUAAGUAUUACCUUCUCAUUGUGUGUAUUUCUUUAAAAUGGGUAUUUUUACAUAUGCAUUUACUUAGAACAAAGUAAACUACUAAAAAUGCUUGAACAAAUACAGUUAGUUUGGCUUAGCCUCCAAAGUUGUCUUAGCAUCUGUUUAAAAAAAGGCGUCAUAGAGUUAUCUGAGUGUCAGGAAGUUAAAGUUGUGGAGUAUGUUAAGAGUUAAUUUGGAAAUAAAACUCACAGUAUGAUUUUAAAGCCAGAAAUGGCUGUCUUUUGUGAUGUGUGUAAAAAUAAACGUUUUGGAAAGGUGAUUCUGUGUGUUUACAGG
This is a messenger RNA of Haliaeetus leucocephalus (bald eagle), 4907 nucleotides long. It is a transcript of the gene POLK, whose product is annotated as polymerase (DNA directed) kappa. Gene Ontology annotation, biological process: error-prone translesion synthesis. NCBI's taxonomy places the organism in Eukaryota, Metazoa, Chordata, Aves, Accipitriformes, Accipitridae. The record is from RefSeq and is a predicted model, not a curated record. Gene Ontology annotation, cellular component: nucleus. The transcript has 15 exons. Gene Ontology annotation, molecular function: damaged DNA binding; DNA-directed DNA polymerase activity. The coding region runs from base 217 to 2796 and encodes 859 amino acids.